Molecule: messenger RNA, 1392 nt
Organism: Pseudogymnoascus destructans
Lineage: Eukaryota; Fungi; Ascomycota; Leotiomycetes; Thelebolales; Thelebolaceae
Exons: 2
Coding region: 1-1392 (463 amino acids)
Biological process (GO): proteolysis
Molecular function (GO): peptidase activity
Source: RefSeq, a predicted model, not a curated record
AUGGCUGCUAGACUUAUCGAGAGCAAAUCUCAUGUUGUUCCUGGCAAGCUGAAAAUAACGGAAUUGUUCUUCGAUGUUCCCCUGAACUACUCAAGCAGCUCUUCUGAGACUAUACGUCUAUUCGGGAGAAGUGUUACCAAACAUGAACCAACAAUUGCUGCUUUGAGUGACGAAGAACUUCGCAAGAAGUCGCAAAAGCCAUGGUUUGUCUAUCUCCAAGGCGGUCCCGGCUUUGGAUGCAGCGCCCCUCAAUCGAUGGCCGUGACAAAUCUUGUCCUCGAGCAGGGCUACCAGAUGCUCUAUCUGGACCAGCGAGGCACCGGUCUCAGUUCCACCAUCACUGCUGCUACCCUCGCCACAAAGGGAGAUUCGCACCAACAAGCAGAUUAUCUGAAGGCAUUCAGGGCUGACAGCAUCGUUCAAGACUGUGAAGCAGUCCGCAAGAAUCUCACUGCUGAUUAUCCCCCUGAGCUAAAAAAAUGGUCCAUCUUUGGCCAGAGUUUUGGUGGGUUCUGUGCUGUUACCUAUCUUUCACAGUUUCCACAAGGACUGAGGGAGGUUUUUACUUCCGGUGGCAUUCCACCCGUUGGAAAAUCACCAGAAGAGGUCUACAAAGCAACCUUCGCUCAGUUAACCAAGCGAAACCAGGCGUAUUAUCAAAAAUUCCCAGAGGAUAUUGAAGCCGUACACGACUUGGCAAUAUAUAUUAAGUCUCAGAAUGGGCUAAGCCUACCAGGGGGGGGCACCUUAACUGUUCGAAGAUUCUUGAUGCUUGGAAUACUUCUCGGCGGCCAUGGUGGCAUGGACACCCUACAUGGCAUCAUUAUGCGAAUGCGAUCGGAUCUUUUACAAUUCAGCUUCUUUACUCGCCCAACUCUAUCAAUCGUCGAAAGCCUUGUUGGAUUUGAUGACAACAUUAUCUAUGCUAUUCUUCAUGAGUCGAUCUAUUGCGAAGGUCGAGCUUCAGACUGGGCUGCUUACCGCGUGGGUCACUCUCUUCCCGAGUAUCACUGGAUCUCAUCCGCACCGUCAAGCCCCGCAACGGUGCGCCAAAAUCAACUCCAUUUCUCAGGCGAGAUGAUCUAUCCCUUCACAUUCGAGACGUACCCGGAGCUUGCGAAGCUGAAGAAUGUUGCGCAGCUCAUCGCCGAUUAUGAUGGAUGGCCAGUUCUAUACGAUGAUUGGCAGUUGGCUCGGAAUGAGGUACCGGUUUAUGCGGCGACAUUCGUCGACGACAUGUAUGUCGACUUCGGGCUUGUUCAAGAAACAGCAGCGAAGAUCAAGAACUGCAAACAGUUUAUCACAAACGCCAUGUACCACGAUGCUAUAAGAAGCAAACCCGAGGAGGUGGUGAAGGCUUUGUUUGCACUGAGAAACGACCACAUAGAUUAG